This is a messenger RNA of Aspergillus puulaauensis, 285 nucleotides long. RefSeq lists its product as uncharacterized. The record is from RefSeq and is a predicted model, not a curated record. NCBI's taxonomy places the organism in Eukaryota, Fungi, Ascomycota, Eurotiomycetes, Eurotiales, Aspergillaceae. Bases 1 to 285 code for a protein of 94 amino acids. The transcript has a single exon.
AUGUCAGUAUAUACCAGUGUUAUUGUUCUUUCCCCAUAUGAUGAUGAUGAUGAAGAUGAAGAAGAGAAACGCUCUAACAUAUUUUCUAUAUCUGCUCAGCACCCGGACGACGACACUGUAAAGGGACAAUAUAGGGAAAUUGCCAAACGGAUGGAGACGCUCCUUGAAAAGUGUGAGGACAAGGACAAGGGCACGGCUGGCGGUGAAAUCCGCAACAGGAUUUCUCAUCUUAGGGUGCAAUAUGAUGACGAGGAGUGCUCCGUGAAAAAGCCUGACAACUUCUGA